AUGCGCGGGGCCGUCCCCAGGCUCAGCCUGACGCUGCUGGCGGCGGAGAGCGGCGCCCGGCUCUGUGCCAUCAUCCACUACCUUGUCCGCGGGCAGCUGGGCUGGUUCGGGCUGACCACCGCCUGCCUGGUGCCCGGCUACGCCGCCCAGCUCCUCAGCAUCCUCUGGUUCCGGGCAGACGGACACACUCCCGGCUGCUGCCUCCUGGCGCUGCACCUCCUGCAGCUGGGGCUCUGGAAGCGGUACUGGGAUGUGCUGCGGGCGGAGGCGGGCGGCGGUGCCGGGGAGCUGCUGGCUCAGCUCGGGGAUGUCUGUGUGCUGCGGCUCCUGGAGGCCCUGCUGCAGACCCUGCCUCACCUUCUGCUCCAGGCUUAUGUCGUGGUGGCCGUGGACCCAGCAGGCUUCAUCCCUGGUGUCAGUGCAGGGCUGUCCCUGCUGUCCCUGGCCUGGGCUUUGGUGUCCUACAGCCACUUCACCUGCCUGCUGAAGCCUGGACACCUGAGCCCUCCAGCUGCUGUCCUCCUGUGCCUGCUGCUCUGGAGGACAGGGAUGCUGGGGACCCGGGUCCUGGCCCUGGUGCUCUUUGCCAGGCUCUAUUCCUUCUGGGUUUUCGCUGUGGCAGGGGUGCACUGGCUGCUCAUGUCCUUCUGGCUGGGGGCCCAGCAGACAGAUAUUGUGGCUCAGCCGUGCCGCUGGAGGCUCUUCAACUGCCUGCUGGGGGCCGUGUACAUCUUCUGCUACAUCAACGUGCGCCCCGGCCCCUCCAGGAGCAGGGUGGCUGUGUUUUAUGCAAUAAUGCUGAUGGAGAACACGCUCCUGCUGCUGUUGGGCACACGGUUCCUGCAGGCAGAGCUGAGGAGCAGCCUGACUGUGACUGGGGCUGUCAUGUCAGGGUCUCUAAUAGGUGCCACAGCUCUGGUGAUUUACUACAGCCUGCUCCAUCCCAAGUCCACAGAGAUCUGGCAGGGAUUUCUGGAGACACUCUGCAGUGCUGCAGCAGCUGGGGACGAGGAGGUGUCUGGAGAGAGCUCCCAAGCUGGCACUUUGGGAGAUGAAGAGUCCUUGCCAGGGGAAGAGACCAAGACAGAGCCCAAAAAUGAGCCCAGCUCAUCUCUGCUGCAGUCCAAAGGGUGUUUGGAGGACAGCUGGACAGAGCAUCACCACUGGCUGCUGGUGAAGCUGGCCUUGAAGACAGGAGAUCUGUCAGUGAUCAGCGCAGCUUUUGGAGAUGGUGGCGUGGGAGAAGCUUUUCCUGGAGGGUGGAUGAAGGGGAAACCCCCUGGUGUUGAGCCUGGGGCAGACUUUUCCCUCCCCAUGAGGGACAUCCCUCCCUCUGGACUGGCAGUGGGCAAUGGAGGAGGCAUCAAACCCAGCCCUGGUGCUCUGGGAAUGGCACAGGAGGAUGGAGCAGGGCAGGAGCCUGAUUUCCCCCCAUCCACAUCCCAUCCCAGUGGCUUGUCCCCAGAUUCCACCGAGAGCUCCUCUGUGUAUUUCAGUGCAAGUGCAGGAGGCAUUGCCUCUCCUGGGACAGGGACAGCCACAAGCAUGGCCCUGCUGCAAAGGGACAGCAAAGCUCAGCCUCCCCCAGGCUGCCUGGGAGAAGGAGGAGGAGGAAGAGGAGGGGAUUUAUCCCUUGGGAUGGCCAGCAUCAGCCCAAUCCUGGGUGCUUGUGGCCACAAGUAUCUGCAGAGAAGCUCUUCCUUUGGCAACACAGGCAGCUGUGGGGUGGCAGGUGCCCCCAAAGAGGGCUCAGAGCCCACAGGGACAGAGGGUGCCCUUGUGGGGUGCCAUCCCCUUUGGGACACCCACCCUUGUGGCCCACGGGGGACUGUGGUGAGGAGCAAGCUGAGGUCACCAUGCUUCACCUCCACCCCCAAGGCUGGUUCUAAAUGUCCCCAGCAAGGACUGGGGGAGCUGGGAGAGGGGACAGACCUGUCUGGGUUACCAGAGUGACCCUGUAAAUGGCUGCACUGUCACCUUGGGUCAGCCUUGGAGUCACUGUCUCAUCAGCAGGGUAUGGCAGGAGGUGGUGGAACAAAGGCUGUCCCCACAGUGCCCCUGCCAUGGGGCAGAUGUGCUCCUCCAUCACUGAGACAUCACCUUCCCUCCCAGUACAUCUCCUACUGGCACUCUUGAAGAACUUCAAAAGCCUUAAAAAGCCCUAAAAGUCCAGGGCUGGUUAUUUAUUGAGCUUAAUUAUGUCACAGAGCUGCCAGGCAGCCAGAGCUUUCUGCCUUUGGUGUGUUUGUGACAGUGACUUGAAGUGUGUCCUUUAACCAGUGCCUGCACAAGCUGCUGGCCUGUCCCAGUGUGGAGAUCUGGUUGCUGCCUCCAGGGGCUGCAGUGCUGGCCAAAGCAGUUUUCUCAGGACAAACAAGUGCCUAAAUCAGAAAAAUGAUGGCUUUUACUCUCGGAUGUCCUUCCUUCUGGGCAGAGUAAGGCCUCAAGUAAGGCUCAGCAUUGAUUGAUUUUUUUUUUUUUUCCCACCACCAGGUUUAUCUUGAGGCCUUUACCAACUUUUGGGGGUCACAUAGGAUUGCAGAUCCUCUUCCUGCUGCAAACCAGAACCUCAGAACCUGGAAUUACAACCAAAAGCCAUGUCCUGCUGCUUGCCCACUGUCCUGCUUCCUCAAGUGGUCUUUUCUCUCCAACCUCCUCCUUGUCCCCUUCCAGCUGCAGAUCACAGGAUCCCAGAAUUAUUUGGGUUGGAAGGGACCUUAAAGCUCAUCCAGUUCCAACCUCUGCCACAUGCAGGGACACCUUCCACUAGACCAGGUUACCAGGUUAUAGUCCACAUCUGCCUAAACUCAGCCUCAGGCCAAAUCUCAAACCAGUUCUAGUGCCACCAUAAAACCCCCAGUGCAGGCAGGGUUUAUUUGUGUCAGGAACUAAAACCAUCAAUACCAUGGUCUCAGAAAUAGCCAGUGCUUCCCACCAGGCUGGCUGGGCAUGGAUUUGUGCCCAGGACAUGGCUUGACAGGUUAAUUGAGGUGUGAUUAGCUGGAUUUACCAGCUGGAGCACAUCUGGCUGUGCUCUCCAGCUGUUGUCCUGCUGUGGGCAGGACUCUGGUGCUGCCACAGGGCAGGAAAGGCAGCAGGAAGGGCACAGGCAUGUGAUGAAUUAUUUAAAAAAUCUUCCAUGAUGCAUUCAUUGCUUAGGGCUGACCCAGCCAGAUGUUUCCUCAGGGCACAGAAAACCCAGUUGGUGCUGAGUAUGGAGUGAAGCCACAUUCCAAGGGGAUGAAGGCUCCCUGUCUCCAUCUGGACCCCAGCCCUUCAUGCUGUGGCUGUGCUCUGCAGGCAGGAGCAGUUCCAGUGGCUUUUUCAGAGCCCUUCUCGCUGUUUGAAUCACAGUAUUGCUUCCAGGCUAUUACAGGAUUUUUUAUCUAGCUUGGUUUUCUACUUUUGAUAAUAUACAAUUAUGCUUGAAAACACCCCAAACCAGCCUUUGCUCUGUCUGUGUCUCAUGUUAGAGGUGAAAAUAAGUCUAGAGGGGUCUCUCUUCCCACCCUUGCAGCCCCAGGAUGAGUUGUCUGUCAGGAUUUCAGUGGGAGGGUGAAGAAGGGACCUGGGCAACAGGAUCUGUGGGAAUGGCAUGAAAAUGUGUCAGGAAAGGUUAAGGAUGGGUGUUAGAAAAAGAUUCAGCCAGCAUAAAACUGUCCCACAGGGCAGUCAGGAAAGAAAGAGACAAUUUAAAGAAAGUAAAGAACACUUCUGUGCACAGGAGUCAGAUGUAAAUGUGGACUUUGAUUUCUCAGAGCACAUCCACAGUGCAGAGGUGCACUGUGAGCUGAUGGCUGUGACCUUGGAUGAGGUGUUUGUGUGAGGGUGUGUUCCCAUGGCUUUGCUCCCUGAUGAUGAGAGGUGAGCCAUGCUCCCCUUCUCCUUGGGAGCAAUGUGGAAAUCAGUUGGGAUAAUAUGGAUUGUCUGUGCUUAAAGGCUUCCAGCCUGUGUGAGAGCCUUGUUGCACCCAGGGUCCAAGUCCUGCAGCCACAGUAGAAAUAACCUGUAUUUGAUCAGAGAAUCACAGAAUGGGUUGGGUUGGAAAGGACCUUAAAGAUCAUCUUAUUUUAAUCCCCUGCUAUGAGCAGGGACACCUUCUACCAUCCCAGGUUGCUCCAAGCUCUGUCCAGCCUGGCCUUGGACACUUCCAGGGAUCCAAGGGCAGCCACAGCUUCUCUGGGCACCCUGUGCCAGAGCCUCACCACCCUCACAGGGAAGGAUUGCUUCCCUAUAUCCCAUCUAAACCUAUUCUUUAGUGAAUUCUAAAGCCCUGGUUGAAGUAGGAAGACUCCAGCAGCAAAUCCCAGCUUCAGACAUCCUUCCCCACCCUUCCUGUCUUCUGGGGGCAGAACUGAAGAUGCUCCAAUGACCUGGUUCAUUCCAGAUUUUUCCCAAUGCUGCCAGACCAGGGAACUCACGCUGGGAAGGAGUUUCUCCCCAAAACUCCUUGUUCCUUUGCCACCAGAGGGAGAUGCUGCUCAAGGUCCAGAUAUUGUGUGCACCUCCAGUGCCUGUGUUACAGAAUCAUUAAGGUUGGAAAAGCUCUGAGCUCAUCCAGUCCAACCAUUCCCUGCCAAGGCCACCACUAACCCAUGUCCCCAUGUGCCACAUCCACAGGAGUUUUGAAUCCCUCCAGGGAUGGUGACUGGAGAGGAGAGGGAGGUGCAGGACAUUGCACUGGGAGCCAGUGGGGAUGAAAUGGGAAGCUCUGGGAUACUGGAGGUGGAGUGCAGAGCAGGUGCCUGGAGGAAUGAGACCAUGGCUGUGGGCAUCUCCUACUUCCCAGGCAUCACUGGGCCAUGGGAAUGUUUGAAAAUCACUGUCAGGGUCUUGCCCUCUUCAGGAGAAGUCAUUGACCUGUAGAUAUCCCGUGGUGCUUUCAUGUCCAAAGGUGUGUGUGCACGGGGAGAUGCCCCAGAUCACACAGGAUGCACGGUGGGACCCUGGGGGUUUGGUAGAACUGGCUCCAGCUGUCACCACCAUGGUGCUGAAUCCUGAUUUUGGUGCUGUAUCCUUGGAGCUGUGCCCUGGUGGGUGAUCUGGUCACUCCACACUCUGGUCUCUCUUCACAUCAACCAUGGGGUGCAGAAAUCCCACAAAUCCCAAGUCACUGCUCUGUGUGGAGGCCUGGGCCAGUCCAAACCCAGGAUGGAAAACUGCAGCUGGAAGAGGGGCAGGGGACCAACUGCUCCAGGCACCCUGCUGGUUUUAUCUUCCAAAUGUCCCAAAUGCUUGAGGAGAGCCAGCCAGACCCUCUGCUCUUUCUGCAGCAUCUCCCAUGAAGCUGAUUUUGGAUGGGGAAUGAUCCUGAGCUAGACCAGGGUCUGCCCAGCUUUUGGGGAUGCUCAUCACCAACGUUUGGGUUUCAGCCACCCAAGAAGGGCUGGAGUGAGGAGUUAUCUCCAUCCCACUGCACUCAGGUUGUCCAGUGCUUUUGCCUGCUCGGGAAUAGAAAUUUCUGCUCAUUUACCUCCUGUGAACCUUUUCUUUUCCAUUUUGUUUCUUAAGAAAACCCUGUCCAUCACUUUAGAGAGGUGGAGAGUUGUGCCCCAGCCCAGGAGAGCUCAGUGCCACAGGUGAGAGGAGCUGUCAAGGGCAACACAGGAGUAGGAACCAAGCAUGAAUUUUGACAAUGCAGGGAGUGACCCAAGGGCUCCCCAGGAGAACUGGCUGUGCCACUCUGGUGAUCUGGGAAAAGGAGCAAACAGGCAGGAAGAGAGGCUACGUCCCCAAGAAAUUAAACAAUACCCAGGUGAGUGCCUGGGCUUGGGAACGUGGCUGUCCUGACCACUGAUCCUUGCCUUGUUAUUUUUAAUGGGUCACUUUUGUCCCUUUUUCAAGGUGAAAUAAAAUAAAGCAGGAUGGAGUUGCACCAACAGGGCUUGAGGGCGGGGCAGCAGCCCUGCCCCAGCAGCCCAGUUUCUGAGCACUGUCCGUGGGUGCCAGGUUUUGGGCUGGGUGAAAAACAUUCCCUCCAGCUCCAAAAUGAUGUAACACCCCUCCACCCUCCCCUCAAACUAGCCCAGGAAAGACUUCCCCGAAAAAAAAACACCUCACUUCCAACAUUGAAACACAAUACUUGGACAUCACAGAAAAUAGAAUUACUUGCCCUGGGGCUGUUGUUAUUUGUCUGUUUUUUUUCCAAGCUGAAACUUUGGAUAUUUUUUUCCUCCUUUAAUUAAAUUUGGUUUGCUGCAAAUCCCUUUCUGGUGCCUUCAGUGUUCCUGUAAAAGGCAGGGCCCAGGCUGCAGCUCUGUGCCCAUGGCUCCAAGGCUAAACAAUACCACGGAGAGGGGGAGCAGAGGGUAAGCCCAGCUAAUCAGGACUUGCCUAAUAGGACUGAGUGCUUAAUGAGGACCCAAGGACUGUGCUUCCCUGGCUGGAUUUAGCUGGAGGAAAAUGCUUUAUGCUCUCAACACCAGGUUUGAGAUGCCUCAGUUCUUUCUAAUGUGCUGGAGCAGUGUUUUCUCCCUUCUGUGAAUCCAUCCUCACUGGACACAAGACAGAUCUGUCACGGAUCCAUGGGGAUCCAGGGACGCUGGAGGAGCUGAACAAGACCCUGGAAGCAAAAUGAUCCAUGUUUUGCUUGAAGGGUGUUUUAUCUUUCAAAUCAAAACACUCUUUAUACCUUGAUUUUCCUAAGCAACACCACCAAAGGGCCCUGCCCACUCCCUUCAUGUCCUUGGAGUUCCCUGUGGAGCUUUGGAGGGAUUUUUAGGGAUUGAAUUCAAUAAAUAACAUGUUUCACCGUU
Oenanthe melanoleuca is the source of this 6755-nucleotide messenger RNA. RefSeq names its product XK related 5 (gene XKR5). The coding region runs from base 1 to 1953 and encodes 650 amino acids. The record is from RefSeq and is a predicted model, not a curated record. Gene Ontology annotation, cellular component: plasma membrane. Lineage: Eukaryota; Metazoa; Chordata; Aves; Passeriformes; Muscicapidae. Gene Ontology annotation, biological process: engulfment of apoptotic cell; phosphatidylserine exposure on apoptotic cell surface; apoptotic process involved in development. The transcript is spliced from 7 exons.